AUGAAUCCAUUGAAUCAGCAUAGUCAGUCCUAUGGCUAUAUGGGUCUUCUUCAACGUCAACAGAGCGGUGCUCUGCAUGAAAACUCUCCUUAUGAGAGUUUUCAUUCCGAAGCUUCUGACUUCCCUCAAUUCAGUUCUCAACAAGGCGAGGCUCCAACUCCACCUUCUGAUACACCCAUUGGGACGUUCUGGGAGCGAGUAGGAGAUUAUUUCUUAGCAGCACUACUUAGUGGAGAUGGUCGUCAGAGUAGUGAACAUCUCCACUAUAAACAGAGGUGGCACAAGAUCAAUGAGCAAACUAACAAGUUCUGUGGUGCAUAUGCGGCUGCGGAGAGGCAACUAAGGAGUGGUAUGAAUGAUAACGAUGUUCUUAAGGUGGCGCAUGACAUCUUCUAUUCUGAUCACCAAACGAAAUUUACACUUGAGCAUGCUUGGUGUGUGUUGAGGCAUGAACAGAAAUGGCUUAGCCUCAACACCACUAAAGCUUCUGCAAGUUCAAAGAGGAAACCCGUUGAAACAGACUCCCAAACUUCCCCAAUCAAUGUUGGUGAUGAAGAGGUACGACCGGAAGUGGUAAAGGCAGCAAAAGCGAAGAGGAGUAAUGCAAAGGGGAAGUCUGUUGCUGAUAUAACCACGGUCUGGGAGAUGAGAAAGGACGAUUUGGACAGGAAAGAGAAACUGUCAAAGCUUGCAAUCUUAGACACUCUCCUUGCGAAAACCCAACCACUAACUGCGGCUGAAGAAGAAGCCAAGAACAAGCUGCUCGCGCAAUAUAUCUAG
Molecule: messenger RNA, 780 nt
Organism: Brassica rapa (field mustard)
Lineage: Eukaryota; Viridiplantae; Streptophyta; Magnoliopsida; Brassicales; Brassicaceae
Product: glutathione S-transferase T3
Source: RefSeq, a predicted model, not a curated record